Pestalotiopsis fici W106-1 is the source of this 432-nucleotide messenger RNA. RefSeq lists its product as uncharacterized. NCBI's taxonomy places the organism in Eukaryota, Fungi, Ascomycota, Sordariomycetes, Amphisphaeriales, Sporocadaceae. The coding region runs from base 1 to 432 and encodes 143 amino acids. The record is from RefSeq and is a predicted model, not a curated record. The transcript has 3 exons.
AUGGCCUCUGACCUGUCUAUUCUGAUCAUUCCCAUGUUUGGUAUGGGGAACCUACAUCUUCCCCUCAAGAAAAAGCUCCUCGCUGGCUGGGUCUUUGCCAUUGGCAUCUUCGCCAUGAUUGCAGCCACCUUUCGGUUCUACUAUGGAAUCAAGCUGGUACACAUUAUAGAUGCCACUUGGGCCACCAUGCCAAUGGGCAACUGGAAUUGUGGUGAGUUGAUGGCAGGUUUCAUUGUAGCCUGUGCUCCCUUUAUCCCUCGCUUUGUUGACCAAGUCUUUAAACGAAAGCAUCCGGACGCCUCGGCGAGUCUCCAAAUCCACGUGCAAUCGGUAUUCCAUGUCGCCACGAACUCGGCAACGGAUCAGCAGCUGUCACACUGGGCUAGAUUGCAGCUUGACCGCGCUCAACGGACGAGAAGGCGUGCCCUUUGA